Fusarium graminearum PH-1 is the source of this 2169-nucleotide messenger RNA. RefSeq lists its product as uncharacterized. Gene Ontology annotation, biological process: endoplasmic reticulum to Golgi vesicle-mediated transport; endocytosis; intra-Golgi vesicle-mediated transport. Gene Ontology annotation, molecular function: GTPase activator activity; protein binding. The transcript has 4 exons. Gene Ontology annotation, cellular component: Golgi apparatus. The record is from RefSeq and is a predicted model, not a curated record. NCBI's taxonomy places the organism in Eukaryota, Fungi, Ascomycota, Sordariomycetes, Hypocreales, Nectriaceae. Bases 1 to 2169 code for a protein of 722 amino acids.
AUGUCUGGUAUCAUGAGCAAGCGCCAGCAGGCGCGGAACGAAAAAGCUCUGCAAGACCUUGUGCAGAAUGUUCCGGGCAAUAAUAUGUGUGCAGACUGCCAUGCGCGUAAUCCAGCUUGGGCAUCAUGGAGUCUUGGUGUUUUCUUAUGCAUGAGAUGUGCUGCAAUCCAUCGAAAGCUGGGUACUCACAUUUCCAAAGUCAAGUCCUUGAGUAUGGACAGUUGGACCAACGAGCAGGUCGAUAAUAUGAGGAAGGUUGGAAAUGUCACAUCGAAUAACUUAUACAAUCCCGAACAUGGCAAGCCGUCUGUGCCUGUCGACGUCGACGAGGCCGAUUCCGCGAUGGAACGAUUCAUUCGACAGAAGUAUAUGAACAAUACUGUUAAUGGAACGGGAAAGUCCAAGUCUCCGCAUAUGGGUGAGGGAACGCCUCCGCCGUUGCCGCCUAAGAACUCCAAGUUCGGAUUCCGAUCUGCCUCGUCCAUCUUUCCCCUGUCCUCCAAAUCGAAGAAGGAUGCCAAAACAAUAGCGGCUGCUCGAGCUAAUCGCACCGAAUCUCCAAGGCCACCCAACAAGCCGUCCAAGGUUUUCGGCGCAACACUGGAUCUCGAUCAACCAGAUGAGCUGGACCAAAAGAUGGCUAGGCUACUGGACAUGGGCUUUCAAGAUGCUAAGAGGAAUGCAUUGGUGCUGAAAGGUGUCAAUGGUAACCUCGAAAGGGCGAUCGAGACUCUUGUGCGAUUGGGAGAGGGAAGCGGCCGUCCCUCUCCUCUUCCUACACCUUCACCUCGGGAACAGACUCUGCGUACAUCUAGGUCCUUGACGCCUCUCACACCGAAUUCCGGAGGACUAGGACUCGGCGCAGGGCUCAGCGUCCCUUCUCGUUCAGCCACAGACCGUCCGACUACUCCGUCGAGCGCUUCGACGAACCCAUUUGAUAACCUAGGCACAGCUCCACCCCAGACAGCUCAAUCGACAGGAAGUCUCCAGAACCGAAACCCAUAUGGUCAGACGAACCCAUUUGGCGCACCCGUCGCCCAGGAGCAACAGCCCACCGAUGCUUUCAGUCAGGCUUUUCAAAAUAUGUCACUCUCUCCACAGCAGCCUUUGUUUCCUCAUCAUACUGGAGGACCGGUACCACAACCUGCUGCCCAGCAGCUCACAGGAUAUCAGCAAGUGGCUCCUUCGGCACCCACAACUCCUGGCGGUUUCUCGAGCUUGGGCUUCAGCAACAACAUGACAUACCCCCAGCCACUUCAAGCACAGUCGACAGGAUAUAACCCUUUCUUCACGAACCAGACCGCUGCGGUUCAGCAACAGCCGCAACAGUUAAAUAAUCCUUUCCCCCAAGUCAACACCAAUCAAGCGCCUGCAGGAUACAAGCCCUUCACACGAUCUCCAACUCGGAUAGCAUCGCCCAGCCUUGGCCAGAUCCCGGAGCAAACCCAGAGCUCUUUCCAGAACCCGGCCGUAUAUCAGACCUCUGCAGUAUAUCAAAGCUCUGCCGUAUAUCAGAGCCCGGCACCCCUGAGCCCUCCCGAAACCACCACGAACCCCUUCUUCGCGAAUGCUGGCCAGUCCAUAGCACAAACAGGACAAGUCUUUGGCCAGCAGCCUGCUAUGCAGCCGAUGCAGAACCAGACCCAAGCGACCAACAAUCCGUUUGUCCAACAACAGACUGGGCAACAGUUAUAUGGGCAACAACAGAUACCACAAAUGCAGCAGCAGCAGCAGAUGCAACAACAACAACAACAACAACAGAUGCAACAGCAACAGCAGUUCUACCAGCCCCAGAGGCCAGACAACGCCUCGAUUAUGGCACUCUUCAACAAUUAUCCACAGAUGACUCCCCAGCAAGCAAGUGCCGAGUCAACGCAGUCGUCAUACCAGACAGCCCACCAACCACAACAGCCAACCAUACCCGAGAAUCAGCCUAUGGCUCCUGUACAGCAGAACCACGGUGUUCCCGCGCCAAUGUCAUCUGGAACAAAUCCGUUCAUGACAAACGCACCCGCCGCCAAUUCCAUUGCGAGCCCAAAUGCUAUGACUACUUCGGACCCUUUUGCUGCCCGGAGCCGAGAGAGUAUGAACCUUGGUAUGGACCUCGCAUGGACAAAUGGUCGACACAGCCCGGAUGCAUUUGCGAGCCUUAGUGCCCGACACGGAUGA